ACAAGAAGCAGGAACAUCUGUGUGUUCCUGGUAGCUACGUACACGGAUGGGCGGCCGCCCGAGAGCGCCGCAUGGUUCUGCAAGUGGUUGGAAGAGGCAACAAAUGACUUUCGCUUUGGGAAGAUGUUUCUGAAGGGCCUGAGAUAUGCUGUGUUUGGCCUGGGAAACUCAGCUUAUGCUGAUCAUUACAAUACAGUUGGGAGAAACAUCGACCGGUGGCUGUGGAUGCUCAGUGCCAGCAGGAUCCUGACUCGUGCUGAGGGGGACUGCAACGUGGCCCAGAGCAAGCAUGGCAGCAUGGAGGCUGAUUUUGAAGCCUGGAAAGCCAAGUUCCUCCAUCGGCUCCAGGUGCUCUGCAGGGGGGAAAAGAAGCCCUGCAGUGGGAAGUGCAAGAAAGGGAAAUGCAAAUCCGCAGGGAAGCAGAGCAAGGAGAGCUCAGCUGAUGAACACGGGGCAUCAGAACACGAGAAUACUGAGACAGAAGAGUUGUUUGACACCAGUAGUGAGGAGGAGGCUGGUGCUGAGGAAGCUGGAGGCACAAAUUCUGUCAUCGAUGUGGAAGAUCUCGGCAAUAUCAUGAGCCACGUGAAGAAAGCAAAGAGGGAACGUGAGCUGGAGGAAGAUGAUGCUGGAAGGAGCUUGGCUGGAGACAGCACUGGGAGGAAGGAGGAAGGUGAAAAGAGAGAGAUGAUUACCCCGGCUCUGAGAGAAGCACUUACAAAACAAGGUUACAAGCUAAUUGGAAGCCAUUCUGGGGUGAAGCUCUGCCGAUGGACAAAGUCAAUGCUUCGAGGCCGAGGGGGCUGCUAUAAACACACGUUCUACGGAAUCGAGAGCCACCGCUGCAUGGAGGCCACGCCGAGCCUGGCUUGUGCCAACAAGUGUGUCUUUUGCUGGAGACAUCAUACAAAUCCAGUGGGCACAGAGUGGCGAUGGAAGAUGGACCAACCUGAAAUGAUCUUGCAGGAAGCUAUUGAGAACCAUCAGAACAUGAUCAAACAGUUCAAAGGUGUGUCAGGAGUGAGAGCAGACAGGUUUGCAGAAGCACUGGCAGCCAAGCACUGCGCGCUCUCGCUGGUGGGAGAGCCCAUCAUGUACCCGCAGAUCAACCGCUUCGUGAAGCUCCUGCACCAGCACAGCAUCUCCAGCUUCCUAGUUACAAAUGCACAGUUCCCAGAUGAGAUUAGGAACCUUGAGCCAGUAACUCAGCUGUAUGUCAGUGUGGAUGCCAGCACCAAAGACAGCCUGAAGAGAAUUGAUCGACCCCUCUUCAAGGAUUUCUGGCAGAGGUUUCUGGACAGUUUAAAGGCCUUGUCUGAAAAGCAACAACGCACUGUUUAUAGGCUGACACUGGUGAAAGCUUGGAACGUGGAUGAACUCAAAGCCUACGCUGACCUGGUAGCCCUGGGAAAACCAGACUUCAUCGAGGUCAAGGGCGUGACGUACUGCGGCGAGAGCUUGGCCAGCAACCUCACCAUGGCCAACGUCCCCUGGCACGAGGAGGUGGUGCACUUUGUCCAGGAGCUGGCUGACCUCCUCCCUGACUACGAGAUUGCCUGUGAGCACGAGCACUCCAACUGCCUCCUGAUAGCUCACAAGAAGUUCAAGGUGGAUGGUGAGUGGUGCACCUGGAUCGACUACGAGCGGUUCCAGGAGCUGGUGCGGGAGCGCGAGGGCAGCGGCAGGACCCGGAGCUUCACAGCGACUGAUUAUGCAGCCAGAACUCCUCCUUGGGCCCUCUUUGGGUCCAGAGAAAGGGGAUUUGAUCCCUUGGAUGUAAGAUACCAGCGGAGGAACAAAGCCAGGGACAUCUCUGGGUGCUGA
This is a messenger RNA of Chaetura pelagica (chimney swift), 1824 nucleotides long. Its product is annotated as S-adenosyl-L-methionine-dependent tRNA 4-demethylwyosine synthase-like. The annotation marks the transcript as partial. Gene Ontology annotation, molecular function: 4 iron, 4 sulfur cluster binding; FMN binding; catalytic activity. Gene Ontology annotation, biological process: wybutosine biosynthetic process. The transcript has 12 exons. NCBI's taxonomy places the organism in Eukaryota, Metazoa, Chordata, Aves, Apodiformes, Apodidae. The record is from RefSeq and is a predicted model, not a curated record.